Molecule: messenger RNA, 846 nt
Organism: Macrosiphum euphorbiae (potato aphid)
Lineage: Eukaryota; Metazoa; Arthropoda; Insecta; Hemiptera; Aphididae
Source: the annotation of a GenBank genome assembly
AUGGUUUCCAGACAACCACCGCUGUCGUUGUACGCGACCGUCAGAAAAAUGUCCACGUUCGCUGGUCACGUGGACAGACACAGAGGCGUCGUCGUCAAAUCCACCAUAGCCGCCACGGAACAAGAGAAACCGACGGAAUUCGGUCCCAAGCUUGCCAGAUCUCUAAUUAAAUGGUCGGCCGAUGAACAGGUGCACUUGGUGUGGUUCCAGAUAGCUCGGCAGCAUGCGCAUUGGAUUUCGGAAUUGGCCAAAAACAAUUUCCUGUUUCACAGAACAUCACCGGACGGUAACGAACUGUGGAUGUACAAACGUUUAAGGGGUGAAAGCACAUCUACGGUAGACUCCCCUCAUACGUACACGGGGGCUGGAGGUCUAGUGAUACGCGACGAUCAUUUGUUAGUCGUCAAAGAGCAUAGCCUUCCAUUUUGGAAAUUGCCCGGAGGUUAUGUAAAUCCUGGAGAAAAUAUCGGUGACGCUGCCAUUAGAGAAGUAUUUGAAGAGACGGGCAUCAGAGCCGAAUUCGUAUCUUUAGUGGCGUUCAGGCACGUUUUAAGUGGAAGUUUCGAUUGUGAUGAUAUGUAUUUCGUCACAAACUUGCGACCGUUAACUUUCGACAUUGUGAUUGAUAAUGAGAUAUCAGAGGCUAAAUGGAUGAAGUGCGAAGACUUUAUAACGAGUCCAGAUGUUGGUGAACACAGCCGUUUUUUCGUCAAAACGUUUAUCGAAAAUUCUAAAAACGGCAUCACGAUGAAACCUAGUAAAUCGAUUCAUCAAUUUACUAAUAAAGAAUUUAUCAGCUACACCGCAUCCAGCAGUACACCGACAGAUUCUAGUGCAGAUAUUUAA